This is a messenger RNA of Apis florea (little honeybee), 759 nucleotides long. RefSeq names its product Transcription elongation factor subunit spt4 (gene spt4). Gene Ontology annotation, cellular component: nucleus; DSIF complex. The record is from RefSeq and is a predicted model, not a curated record. Gene Ontology annotation, molecular function: RNA polymerase II complex binding; zinc ion binding. Lineage: Eukaryota; Metazoa; Arthropoda; Insecta; Hymenoptera; Apidae. Gene Ontology annotation, biological process: regulation of DNA-templated transcription; transcription elongation by RNA polymerase II; transcription elongation-coupled chromatin remodeling.
UGUAAAAUUUUAAGAAAAUUUUAUACACAACUCUAUUCGUAGAAUGUUAUGUCAUCUAUAAUAUAUUAUUAAUUGUUUGAUAAAAAUAUUUUUUAUCGAAAGAUUAAACAAAAAUUAUUUUAAAUUAUAAAAUUAAAUAAAUAACAUAAAACAUUAAAUAUGUCGAUGGAAACAGUUCCGAAAGAGUUACGUGGAUUAAGAGCUUGUUUAGUAUGUUCUUUGGUUAAGACAUUUGAUCAAUUUGAAUUUGAUGGUUGCGAUAAUUGUGAUGAAUUUUUACGUAUGAAAAAUAACAAAGAUAAUGUUUUUGAUUGUACCAGUUCUAAUUUUGAUGGAAUGAUUGCAGCAAUGAGUCCUGAGGAUAGUUGGGUAUGCAAAUGGCAAAGAAUAAAUCGAUUCUGUAAAGGUGUAUAUGCAAUAUCGGUAUCAGGUCGAUUGCCAGCAGGUGUUAUAAGAGAGAUGAAAAGCAGAGGAAUAGUGUAUAGACCGCGCGAUACAAGUCAACGAUAAUUUCGAAAAUUAUUAAUAUCAAAUAUGAUUACCUGGACAUGUGUUCAAAUGAGAAUAGACGGGAUGCCGCAUCACGGGCAAAUUACUAUUUACACAAUUAAGCCAUAGAUUUGCACAAGUAACGUGAUAAUUAUUCUCGUUAUAUACUACUCUGCCGCUGGUAAUAACCGUUAAACAAAGUGAGCAACAAAUGGCUUCUCCUUGAUGUAAAGGCCAAGCGGGCAAUUCCGUAACGAUCUGAAAUUUAUU